GCGACGACAAGGUAUCUCGAACCCACAAUUGGAUCUCACAUAAUGGCCGACGAUGCGCGGGACUCAACUACCUCCACUCCGGAAGUGAGAGAGCCUGGGCAACAGGGAGACCGGAAACCGAAGCAUGAGUUUCCCAAGUCGCAGGUCGGGAAGCUGUGGGAUGCCUUCGGAAACCCCGAAGAGCCUGUGAAUAUGCUGCCUACAGCGACAACCAAGACCGGACAAAAGGCAAAGGAUAUCACGGUCACUGAGGCUAUGAAAACAAUGUCACUCGAAAAUGCCAUGUCUUUCCAUAAAGCGCCGUGUGCGCGUGACUCGCUGCUGCUCGGAAUCGGGGCCGGGUUCGGUGUAGGCGGCGUUAGGGGCGUGGUUGGAGGACUGCGCUCUAUGUGGACCGCUUGUAACUGGGCGGUAGGUGCUUUCGCUAUUACAGCGCUUGCAGCCCACGAGUUCUGCCAACGGCGUCGCGUGGAGGAAUUAGACGGCAUGAAACAGGCAGUGGAGUUGAUGAAGGCACUCAAGGAUAAGAAACAACGUGAGAAGGAACAGAAGAUCGAGGAAGCGGCCCGUUUGGCAGAGGAGGAAAGGAAACGGAAGAGCUGGACCAACCUAUCGAACUACAAGUUUUGGUAGGCUUUUUGUGCAUCGCAUGGAGUACUGGAGUUGGAUGGAAUCUCAUUGUAUAGUACUAUGUAUAAAGUGGGCUGGUUGCAAAAGUACAUAUUCCUCUCUAUAUUAGGGGCUGCUACCCUAUCCAACCUUGAAGUUGUGAUGUCGUCAUGUCUCGUGUCGAUUAUUUCAAUCCAACGCCC
Molecule: messenger RNA, 812 nt
Organism: Aspergillus neoniger CBS 115656
Lineage: Eukaryota; Fungi; Ascomycota; Eurotiomycetes; Eurotiales; Aspergillaceae
Product: cytochrome oxidase biogenesis protein, Cox20 subunit
Exons: 2
Coding region: 43-633 (196 amino acids)
Biological process (GO): mitochondrial respiratory chain complex IV assembly
Cellular component (GO): mitochondrial inner membrane; mitochondrion
Source: RefSeq, a predicted model, not a curated record